This is a messenger RNA of Saccostrea cuccullata (small rock oyster), 5366 nucleotides long. RefSeq names its product protein monoglycylase TTLL8-like. Gene Ontology annotation, biological process: cilium movement; protein polyglycylation; cilium assembly. Gene Ontology annotation, cellular component: microtubule cytoskeleton; axoneme. Lineage: Eukaryota; Metazoa; Mollusca; Bivalvia; Ostreida; Ostreidae. Gene Ontology annotation, molecular function: protein-glycine ligase activity, initiating. The transcript has 24 exons. The record is from RefSeq and is a predicted model, not a curated record.
AAAUAUUUAAUCUAAAUAAAUAAAUAAAGGUCAUUUGUCUUUUUGUUUCGAGACUGUCACUUGGGAAGAAAAUGGCGGCUCCAUAGUUACGGUGUACGCCAACACUAUGUAGGAAGGAGGUAAUCGUUUUUUUUUUUUAUCCAACUAUCACAAACAUGGCUGACAAAAUCAACCAGACAUGAUAAAGGAUGAAACUUAAAGAAGAUGCCAGUAGGAGUUAUGCAUUUAUUCCCAAGAUCAGUGAAACAAGUAGAAAAAUUGCAAACCGUCGUUUGAAAACUUUAGAUUCAAAUGUUCCCCAUUUUAUGCGAGACAUAAAAUGCAGAACGCUUGAACCAUUGGCACCCAUUCCAACAAAUUUAGAUAAAAGUGCAAAUUUUGGAGAGAAAGAGGAAGAUUCAAACGAUCACAACACAUCAAGUGAAAGUUGUUUAUCUCCAAAUCCAACGGAGAAAAACGUAAACAAACCGUCUAUUUACAACUUACGAACGGGAAAAAUGACAGCGAAAUCGGAUGUGUAUUUAGAUGAUAAUAUAUUUACUUUUCGUCCUAAAGUCAGUACUGCAAGCCAGAAAAUUGUUCAAAAUCUUGGAACAGAUUUUAUGGCUAGACAGCAGCAGCAUUUAGAUCGCCAAAAGAGAAAUAUUGAACAAGCCUCCAUCCACUUCUCCACUUAUAAUGGCCGACUCUCUCCUGUCAGUAAACUCAGAAAAUACAAGAAAAUAAAGGAGGGAGUUGAAGAGGGGGAUCUCAAUAAUAACUCAACAGAAGAACCAUUAGAUGGGGUCAAAGGUCAAGGUCAAGAUGGGGAUUUGGAGAGCAGUGAUGGAAAAGACGACAACCGCAGCAAGAACGUGUCCCCGAGUCUACAGAGAAUCCUAGAUGGACCCUACGCUCAAAGUAACAACGAUAUGGUGCUAAAACGUCACAAAACCAGACUGGGCAAUAACCAGCACAAAGGGAAGGUCAUCUCAGAGCUUGAGGAUAAUAAAGAUAUUCCAAGACGGAGGGUUGCAGAAGAAGGGGUAACUAGUACUGAGACCCCCGAUAUUUCUGAUUCCCCGCAAAACUGCCACGGAGACCUGGAUGGCGACGUGGCCGAGUCCCUGUCCCGCAGUAAGACCAUGCCCUCCCUGGGACGGCCCAAAAUCUCACGGAAACUGACCAACAUUAACUCCAGUACAGAUCGUCUGAAGGCAGCAAAAGAACAGGCGGAAAAGGCCAUAAAGAACCGUAAAGUGUUCACGAUCCAUGGGAGUUAUAACAAGAAGCGUCGUAAAACAGCCGACGAUAGCGAUGAUGAUGACGAUGAUGACGACGAUGAUGAUGAUGAUGACGAUGAUGAUGAUGGUGAUAGCGAUAAUGAUCAGCCGAAGAUUCCACCAUGGGAGGAGGAUGAUGGGAUAUACGGAAUAAUGUCUCGGAUCGUGAGGAAUGUUAAUCCUACCUUUAUCUGGGUCUUGAAAAGAGAUAUUGUAGACUACAGGUUUCUAACCAAGGACCAGAUGGUUAACCACUACGUGAAGGCAGGCUCCUUUACCACAAAGGUUGGAUUGUGUAUCAACAUGAGAAAUGUUCCUUGGUUUGAUAAUUCUGAUCCAGACACCUUCUACCCACGAUGUUACCGUCUAAGUCACGAGGAGGAGAAAAAUUCCUUCAUUGAUGAUUAUAGGCUUACAAUGUGUGUUAAUAUUCUGAAGAUAAUAUCUAGUCAAUAUAAAGAUGAAAUUAUACCUGAGGAAAAUGAAAAUAAAGAUAAUGGGGAGGAAAAAAAAGAUACCGGGUCCGAAAAAACGGAUAAAAACGGAGACAAAAGUGAGAAAAGUGACUCAAACUCGGAUAAAAAGGAAGAAGACUUUGUGUGUACAAACCCCGAGUGUACUCGGUCUAAACCAGAUGUCUCCUCGGGGAAUGUGUGUGCUCACGCUAAAGAACGAUUAGAAAAGUCCGAGCAGAAAACACUGGAGUCUGAAAACAAGGAAAAUAAACCUAAAGAUAAAACGCCAGAGGUUAUCAGACCCACAGAAAGCGCUAAAACACCAGUAACAAGUCGUUCUGUAAAACAGAAGGGAGUGAAGAAAAAGAAGAAAGUGGUCGUCCCGAUCACGUGUUUGGAGAGAGCAAUGAAGCAGUGUGAUAAAUUUAUAGAGGAGAGAGGACAUGAUGAUAUAGAUGUUUUAAAUGAUCCACAUGAAUUAACACAACAACAAUGGGACGAAACUAUUAAGUGGUAUUAUCAGCUUGUAAAUGAUGGCGGCGUUAUAGCCAAUGUGUCAGGGAGUAUGUUAGCAGAAGUAGAUAGGCUUUUAUACAAUCUUAAACUCAAUAUGCCUCAGUUUGAUAUGGAUGGACAUAAGAAUAUCUGGAUUGUGAAACCAGGAGCUAAGUCCAGAGGAAGAGGAAUUGUAUGUUAUGAUAAAUUGGAGGACAUGUUGAAAUUAGUUAGUAGUCAAGUGGUACGCAAAGACAACAAAUAUGUUGUGCAAAAGUAUAUGGAGCGGCCCCUUCUGAUUUAUAACUGUAAGUUUGACAUCCGUCAGUGGUUCUUGGUGACAGACUGGAACCCUCUUACCAUCUGGUUUUACCAGGACAGCUACCUCAGGUUCUGUUCUCAGGAAUACACACUCGACGACUUCGAUGAGUCCAUUCAUCUGUCCAACAACGCCAUCCAGAAGUAUUAUAAGAACGGUCCUAGACACCCACUCCUGCCCUCACAAAACAUGUGGACUCAUGAACAGUUCCAGGACUACAUCAAGGGCCAGGGUCACGGUAAUACAUGGGAUGACCUGAUCUACCCCGGAAUGAAGAAAGCCAUUAUUUGUGCCUUAUUGUCUACACAAGAUGUCAUAGAAUACAGAAAGCCCUCCACAUUUAAGUCGUCGUUUGAAUUAUAUGGCGCUGAUUUCAUUCAUCGUUUGAAUUAUAUGGCGCUGAUUUCAUAUAACAUUGUUGAAGAAUAAUCCAGCCCCAGCAUGGAGAGUAGUACAGAGAUCACCCGGCGCAUGUGUACUAAUGUGUUAGAGGAUUCCAUCAAAGUGGUGGUGGAUAGGCGUUACGAUCGGAAUUGUGAUAUAGGGAGGUUUGAGCUGGCAUUCAAACAGCCUUUGGUGACUGUUCCCCCCUACAUAGGCACCAAUCUCUGUGUUGAGGGACAAACUGUGAGAAAACCAUUCGGCUUUAACAAUGUACGAAAGAGCCUGGAUAAUGAGGCCUACUUUUCUCCUCGGAAACCUCCAGCAUUUAGCACAGAGAGCAAAGAACUAAGCUUCAAGCCAGCACCACCCACUACCAAAAGACCUCAAAGUGAAAACUUCGAAGCAAGUCACAAGAAUACAAAUGCAUCCAAUAGUGCUCCAGCGAAGGGUAAGUCGGCGCCAGGCGAAAGUCAGGAUCAUCCGCACAAAUAUAACACACAAAAAAGGACUAGUCAUCACAAAUCACAAAAUGAACAAAACCAAGUCACACCGUCCUCUAGUCACUCUAGUUGUUACUCAGAAUCCAGCGGCCGAGCCAGCAAGGAGACAAAGGAGACACGCGAGAACAGCAAAGACUCGAAGGAAACCAGCAAGGAGAGCAAAGACAAGGACAACAAUAGUCAGGUCUCCACGUCCCAACCUCUGUCUUUCCCCAAGGCCGAGAAGUCAGGUUCUCUACCCAUCUCUAGCUGCAGUGCCUGGGCUGGUAAAAAGAUGGUCUCCAGUUCAUCUGUCUCUAACAACUACACGAUUCCCAACAUUGACAGACUCGAUCGUCCAACCUUAGCUGUCAAUAACGUCGAGUCGACUGAUCUUCAGACUAUUAAGCCAGCCAACCCGGCUCCUCCAUCAAUGUCGUUGGCCGGUGCUAUAACCAAAGGUUUGAGUCCGCUAAUCGAUGGUGCUUGGGGGCGUACCUGUGUCGAGUGUGGCAAUGGAAUGAAUUUACACCUUGAUAACAGCAAUCCGCAAUGCAAAUGUAAACUUGAUAGCCUUGUUAUUCCUCCAGGAUAUACCAGUAGCGAAUCCUACCGCGCGGCGCGGGGCUUCCCCACCAGACCAAAGAGCAGCUACUCGCCCCGCCCUCCCAGCGCUUCCACCUGCUCGCUUAAAUCGUCUGGAAGCCUGAACUCUGCUAGCAAUCUGAGUGGCAUGCAGACCACGCUUAGAGCUGAGAAGAUGGUCCUGCGUUAUACGGACGGUGGGAUAAAGCGGCCGGUGACGCCAGUUAGGUCGUCUGCUUCUAAUCCGCUGCCGAGGCUCGUGCGGCGGUACAUAGGGCGGCGCUCCAUACAGUGUCACGAGUUGCCGCUCGUGAACGCGUCGUCUGCUGUGUUUAUUGACACGUCACAAGUUCACAAUCCACUGUCUAUUACGUCACACGGAGUCACAAACAGAUGAAGGAUUACAAACUGUUGACAUAAUGCAUUGCCGUCUUUAGGAAGGUUUUAGAAAAUAAUUUUAUGACAAAGUGAAAUAUUUUCCAUUACAACAGGAAAAGUCGCCGGUACGACACCUUGCACACAGAUUUUUAUCACACUUUAUUCCUUUGAUCUGCUUAUUACAUUCUUCUAUUCAAUAGAACACUGCAUUAAUUUGUCUAACAUUAUUUUUACAAUAACAAUUCACUUUAUUUAAUACUAAUACAGUAGGGGAGGAAGAAAAUGGAACUUUUAUUGUUGUCAUGGAUAUUUUUGUUGCCCUUUUUAAAGCAGCUAGGUUGGAAUUUUUUUUUUAAACAAUUUUAAAUUAUAUUUGAAAUGUUUGAUAAAAAUAUCAAGGUAAAUAUUAGUUAAAUCCUUUACACUGAGGCUUGAUUCAUGAAUGAAAUACCGAAUGAUGGAAAUUUUUAGACCGAUGCAGAUAAGUAGACUUGUACAAACCCUGCUGCGUUUAAAGAACUGUCCCGUUUAUAAUUAUUAAAUAUUAAAAGCUGUGAUAUAAUGACACAUUUUUUAACCACGCUGUAUGCUUAAAUUUUAUAUAUUGCAUUUUAUAUUAUUUUUUAAUAAAUUUUAGAAAUAUUUUCAUUGAAUUGUUGCUUGUUAUAGACUUUAUUUGUUAUCUUUUUCAAGUGAUGUUUUAUUUAUUUGCUGUACACCUGUGAAAAGCAUUUACUUCUAUGUAUUGCACCACUUGUAGGUAAAGUGUGUGAAAUUGUUGUGAAAUCUAUAAUGUGUGAAAGGGUGAAUUUUAUAUAAGAUUAAGAAUGUAUGAGAAGCAGUAUUUGAUCAACUUGAAUUUAUUGAAUUCAAGGAAAAGAAAUUUAAGUUUUUGAAAAAAAAAAUUUUCUGAUGAUGUUUGCUCAUAUAAUGCUGUGAUAAUUCAUCAGAUGAACUAUUUUCAUAAAAAAGUAUCUAUUUUGUCCUUUUGUUUUUUAUUCAAUAAAUU